UCCAUUUUUUAAAAAAUCACACAUCAAUGAAGGUUGUGACUUCUGUUUUAAAUUAAUAUAUAAGAUUUUUCCGUGCAAGAGUAUAAAUAUUUGUAAAGUGAUUAUAAUAAUUGAUUAAUAUUUUAUUUUUGUGUUUAAAUUAUUUGAUAAUUUCUAUGUAUAAUUUAAAUUAAUAGUAUUAUAUUAUUUUAAUUAGACAUGUCAUUUUGGAUAUGUAAUAUCUAGUCGGUAUGGUUAUCAUUUGUGUAUAUUGAAUUUCAUUUACUUCUUUGAAUUUAACUUAAUUUUUUUUUAUUCUAAAUAGAUUAAAAUUUUGAUUACUUUUUAUCUGCAUUUAUAUUUGUUUUUUCACAGAUAUGUAAACAUAUUUUAGGAAGUUUAUGUAUAAAAAAAAUAUUGUUCUGAGAGUGAAACAGAAAAAAAUAAACUAAAGUGCUCAAUUCAAAAUUACAUAAAUGAAUAUAAGAUAGUAUUUUGUAAUCUCAUGCAUAUAUAAAUUUUACAAAAUAACUAAAUUGUAAUAGCUGAUUAAUAUUUUAUUUUGAUUUAUUAAAUUUUAGUAUGAUCUUUGAUUUUGGAUAUAAUAAAUUGGAUUAGUUGAAUUACUCAUUUUGUGAAUAUAUCAAAUUACAUAUAUUCUAUUAACUUCAGAUUGUAGUAUUCUUAUUUUUUUCUUAUAAGAAAGCCAAAUCUUUUUUGUCCAGCUGAUUAUAAUAGAAAUUAAGAAAACUAACGGCUUCAGGCCCAACAGUCUAGCCCACUGGGGCAAAUUGGUGACCCGUCAGGGUUUGUUUAGCCAAACAAUCGGCUUGAACAUUUUCUAAUCUAGGGAGGAAACAGAAAGAGAUAUCGACAAAAACAGUUAAGAUUUGCCGUAUAUCCUUUAUGAUUCCGUAAAUCUCUUUGAUCUGUAUGUCGUUUUUCAUUGCUCUGAUGAGCGUUUGAUUGUCAGAAAGCAUCUUGAUCUUUGGGAGAUCAAGAUUCACUACUGUGAUGAUUCCAAGUCGGAGAGCUAGGGCUUCUGCGAUGAGCGGUGAUACGACGAACUCCUGGGUGGUUGAUCCUUGUUUUUUUAUGUUGUUUUGCGCUUCCGAAAUAAUCCAAGCUAGUCCCGCCUUGUUCGAUGAUUUGUCCCAUGUCGCGUCUGAUCUACAAAUCGGGGUUUGAGGAUCUGCAUGUUGACCUGCCUUGUGUAGAACGCUUCCAGCUAUUUCCUCAUAUGAGAUAUGUCGAUCUUCGAAGAGCAGCGUAUUUCUCUCUGUCCAUAGAGACACCAGCAUAUCCACGGGAGUAUGGGUCCUGUUAUGCCAUAGGGAGGAAGACAGAUGCUCUUCCUGAAGGCACCCAUAGCGUUUUUGAAGUCCAUUGUUGUAGCUAUGUCAACUACUUUUUGAAGAGGUUCUCUCGAGGCAGGGCUCUUUGGACGAUGGACCAGGUGAACACUUUCAUCUUCGGGGAGCAGUGGCUGGACCAGAUGUCUUUCACCCAGCAGUGGCUGGACCAGAAAGCCAAAUCUAAUUUUUGAUUUAUCUAAGUAUACUUUUGUAAUAUUAUUAGUAAUUUUUUUUUUAAAUAAUAAAAAGCAAGGAUUGAUAGGAAAUUGCAUAGAUGAACAAAAUUGAUUAUUUCUUUUCUUAAAGUUAUGUUAUAAGGGGAAGGUUAUUUCUUUUCUUAAUAUCAAAAUUAUUUUUGUGAACUUUUUUUUUUAUGAAAACACAUCAUAUAUAAAUAUAUUUUCGUUUUUAAACGUCAUAAAUGUUUCCUUUUUACUAUGUAUGUUUUUAGUAAAAAAUAAAAAGGAAACUAAACUUAAAAUAUACUAAAAUAAAUUACUAAAUAAAAAAUGAGUAAUAGUAUUUAAAUGUAAAAUCUUUAAUUCAUUAAGGGUACCUCAUGUAGAUCCUAAAUAUACACUAAGUAUUUGAUAGUGAUCGGGAGUUUGAUCUAGGGAAGAUAAAAUGAUAUAG
Molecule: messenger RNA, 1967 nt
Organism: Brassica napus (rape)
Lineage: Eukaryota; Viridiplantae; Streptophyta; Magnoliopsida; Brassicales; Brassicaceae
Exons: 3
Coding region: 1124-1525 (133 amino acids)
Source: RefSeq, a predicted model, not a curated record